Brassica napus (rape) is the source of this 2675-nucleotide messenger RNA. RefSeq lists its product as uncharacterized. Gene Ontology annotation, cellular component: nucleus. The coding region runs from base 1412 to 2488 and encodes 358 amino acids. Gene Ontology annotation, molecular function: DNA binding. The transcript has 8 exons. NCBI's taxonomy places the organism in Eukaryota, Viridiplantae, Streptophyta, Magnoliopsida, Brassicales, Brassicaceae. The record is from RefSeq and is a predicted model, not a curated record. Gene Ontology annotation, biological process: DNA recombination; DNA replication; DNA repair.
CUACUAAAAGGGACAUAUCCUGUGUCCAGGGAACGCCACGUCAUCAAAAAAAUUCGCCCAAUCAGAAAGAGUUAUUCAUCCACGUCAGAAGCGCGCGUCCAGAAUCGACCAUUUAAUAAGGUGGGCUUCUAUGGGCUUUCUCUGUUCUAUUUUCGGUCCGGUUUGGACCCAUCUCGCAGGAACCCAUCUCGCAGGAACCGAAGUCGAGAGAUAUGAUUCUCCACGCCGCUUACGCUUCGUCUUCUGAGAGAGAAUCAGAUCAAAGAGCAAAGAAAAAAGAAACUGAUAAUUGAUCGAGCAAUUUACUUUCGCUUUGAUCAAUCACUACGUUCUUAAUGGUUCCGUUCCAUCUCCCUCAUCCUCUCCUUCUUUAUAUACUUAGAUUCUCUCCUCCCUCAAACCAAAACCCUAGAACCACUCAAACCUCAAGACAUGGCGAUGAAACGAAAUGGGAAGGCCCCCGUCUCCUCCGAUUCUGAUGAGAAAGUCGUGUUCUUCAAUGAUGUCUCUUUAGGCCCCCAUGAAUCUCAGUUGCGAUUCCGACUCAUCCACUUCUGGGAGGCUCGGAACCCGGUGAAGAAGACAGUCAUUGGUCUGGAGAUGCUCCUCAUCGACGAACAGGGAACUGUUGUUCAAGGAUUCAUCCCACCGGGAAGAAUUAAGAAGUUCUUGCCGGACAUGAAACGUGGAUCAGUUUACAAACUCAUCAACUUCUACGGAUCGAAAAAAAGCCGGUGUAUCGGGUUUCUGACCAUGUCGCGACCGUCUCUUUCACAUGGAACUCUGAACUGAUCCCGCUUCACGACAUUCCCAUCCAUUUCGCUGAAGACCGUUUCAGGUUUCAUUCACAUGAAGAUUUCGAAGCAAAUUGUGAUCUCAGAGGUGACCUCUAUGGUAAGCUCUUUAAUCUUACAAGUAAUCUCUUUGUUAAAUUGCUUUAUGUUUAGAUGUGGGUUCGUUCUAGCUUAGUUUUAUGUGACGUAACUGGUAAAAGUUUUUAUAGUUUUGGUUUAAUAUAUAAUAUAUAAACAUGUUGAUAGUUUAAGUUAAAGAGUUUUUGGUCUGCUUUGAUCAUUCUGUGAAUCACACUACGUACUAAAAGAACAACAUGUUAAUUAGUUUCGUUCAUUUGGUUUAUAAAGUUAGAUCCCUAUAAUUUUAUUUAUCCAUCUAACUUAUACUCUUUAUGAAUAGUUUUGUGUGACGUAACUGGUAAAAGUUUUUAUAGUUGUGGUUUAAUAUAUAAUAUAUACACAUGUUGAUAGUUUAAGUUAAAGAGUUUUUGGUCUGCUUUGAUCAUUUUGUGAAUCACACUACGUACUAAAAGAACAACAUGUUAAUUAGUUUUGGUCAUUUGGUUUAUAAAGUUAGAUCCCUAUAAUUUUAUUUAUCCAUCUAACUUAUACUCUUUAUGAACAAUGUGUUAGAUGUCCUUGGCCACAUGAAGCUGGUCAAUGGACAGACUCUUACUGAGCGUCCAACCCUUGACGAAUUGGAGAUAGCUGCCACUCGGCACGUUUUGGUUCAUGUGCAAUCGCAUGACGGCCCUGUGAUGAAGCUCUACCUUUGGGACCAGGCUGCAACAGAGUUCUGCCAGAAAUUCAAAACCUUUGAAAACACUCCAACAGUGAUUUUGGUCACGACUGUUAACCCCAAACGUCUCGGAGGUACCCUUGCCCUCUCCUCUAUGUCCUCCACACGGGUGUUCAUGGACAAUGAUGUCCAACCAACCAUAGAGUACUCCACCUGGCUCGGCUGUAACCCAGACACUGCUAAUCAGGUUAUUGCAGAGGUGGUAACUAAGCGUGAGACGCUGUCUAUAGCGGACAUAUUCUCCUACAUCAAACAGGACUCUGCAAAGGAUGCCUUUUUUGAAUGCACGGCUACAAUUGAUGAUGUUGUUCAUGGCUCUGCUUGGUACUACAUUGCAUGCAGUGGGUGCCAUUCUAAGGCUACGAAAGGCCCAACGUCGAUGGUGUGUACAAACACAAAGUGUGAGAAGGUUAACACAACUGGUGUUGCAGAGUACCGUGCAAAGAUAUCUGUUUAUGACAACAGUGAGCAAGCUGUUUUUGUCUUGCUUGGUGAUGCUGGUCGUUCUUUAACUGGGAAGCACGCAUCAGAGUUGCUGAGCAGCUACUUUGAGGCCAAUGGGGACAAAGGAGCUGAGGAUGAGGUGCCUGUCCCAGAAGCUCUAAUCAGCAUCAUCGGACAAACGCAUAGGUUUUGUGUGAAAGUGACUGAUCACAACUUCUCAGGCAACACCCGAGCUAUAACAGUCACCAAGGUCCUCUCUCAAGACAUCCCUCCACACACAGAAGAAUCGGUUGGAAACAACAAUGCUGCAGCGUCCAAGGUAACGAUGCUGACCAGAGACGAAGUGUCCGAAUCCUCCAAAAGCCGUGGAGAUUGUGCAAAUGAAGAGAGUAAGAGGGGGUAUGACACUGCUGAUCCAGAGAAGGCUAAACGCCCAAGAUGUGAGAAUUAGAGCUUUGUUCAUCUUCUCAGAUGUUGCAAGGUCCACUAAAUUUCAAGUCUUUGCUUUUCAAUUUCAGAAUUGUUUUCUGGUUUUCUUUCAGUUUCUACAUUUCAGAGUUUUUUGCUUGCAGACAGUUUAAGAAUUGAUUUCUGGUUUCCAAACAAUUAUGUUUUUAAUAUCCUACUCUGCGUUUUUA